Molecule: messenger RNA, 3925 nt
Organism: Branchiostoma floridae (Florida lancelet)
Lineage: Eukaryota; Metazoa; Chordata; Leptocardii; Amphioxiformes; Branchiostomatidae
Exons: 13
Coding region: 216-3887 (1223 amino acids)
Source: RefSeq, a predicted model, not a curated record
CAGACGACGCUGGAAGGGUGCACGUGAUUUUUUUCCGGCCAAUCAGAACGCAGACAUGGCGCCGUCAUAGCUAUAGGCAGACUAUAGGGGACAAUGUUUUUAUCCCACAUUAUCUUCGUUUUCUUGGAGAUGGGGAGAUUUUUAGAGGCAAAGGUUGUACCAGAUUGUCAGUGAGGCACCCAACUGUCAUCAGAGUGUUCUUACUUCAGACAGUCAUGUCUAGAAGACCACACAAGCCAACUGGGGACACCCCAAAUCCCAGUCCCAAGAGGCCAUGUGGGCGUGGGCGUGGACGUGGACGUGGAAAUGACCAAGAUAAAGGAGUCAGUAGAGAACUUUAUCAAAGUUCUGCUGUUCCUGGAGGCCUCUCGGAUGGUAGCAGUACCUCGAACAUACAGCGCAAGAAAGCUGAUCGUUGGGGAGAUGAUGAAAUUGCUGCCGUUGUCAAGUAUGUGGCGUUGUACCACACUGUGGAAGGAACGUCUGAAGGGAAACAGUGGCCAACCGGAAAUGACUCGUCAACUCAGCCAUUUUGGGAAGGAUGUGCACGCUUUGUUGCUGAGGAAACCGGGAAACCUCCUAGAACAGCUGGUGGAUGCAGGACCCUCACGUUUCGAGUGCUAAAGAAGGACUAUACAACUGUCCAUGAGGCAGAAGAGCACUACAACAUCACAUACACAGGAGACACACGUCAGAAAGAAAACAUCCCAGCAACAUCCAGUUCAGCCACCAACACUCCUAUCAACUCAAUGACAGCACUCCAGGCACGUUACCAUCUCCUAACCCCAUCUCAACAGUGGGACUUCUUAGCCAACUGCUUCCAAGAGAAGUUGGAGGAGAUGAGACCCAGUCUGCCUGACUUUGUGCCAUGUGACUUUUUGAAGUUGUCAGCUGCGGCCAUGGAGACACUACGCAAGCAUGGCAGGGAAAAUACAGUGUAUCAUUUGGCACAUGCAUUAGGCACUCCAAAAGAUGACGGCAGUGGUCCCCGCAUGCCUGUGGACCGAAUGCCCUUUCCUCUGAUCGAACACAACGCUAAGUUUUUCUCAGUUGAGCAUCCCGACUUGUUGCGAUGCCCCAAAGAAUAUCUUGCCUACAUGGAAACAAUGUAUGCCCACUUUGGCAACAAAUGGGCAUCCCUCCAUUCUGGCCCUAUGUGGAGUGGCAUUGCUAAUAACGAGGAAGACAACAACGAAGAAGAAGAAGUAAGUGACAUACAAGGAAAGAUGGAGCUGCUAGCCAUUGCAAAGUGUGCUGCACCUCAAGGACCAUUUGAUGUGCUAGCUGAGGCAAUGAAGGAGAUAGAAGGGGAUCUCGGCGUUGCACCCAUGCAUUGGGAAGAAGAUGACGUAGGAACCGAAACCUCAAUUCCAUGGAUACAACAGGAAGAUUGGGAGAAGGAUUUACCUCCACCAGGCACAUCAACACCAUUGACAUCUAUCUCAAUUGAAGCUACAGCUCCACUGGUCCCUUUGACACCAUUACAAGCUAUGCCAACUGAGGAUACAGCUCCACCAGUCACGUCAACACCAUUGAAAUCUGCCUCUGCUAAUGAUUCUUCAUCAUCAGAACACACCGGGUCCCGCAACUACUCCUUCCUCUUCUCAACAGCUUCACAAGCAGACCGGAGAGAACUACAAGAGUGUUUACCAGUUGAAGAAGUCCACAGAUUUCACAACAUCCAGCCAGCAAAGCAGAAGAAGUCAAGAGAAAGAUUGAAGACAAUGGAUGCCAGGGUUAAUGUUGCAGGAGUUUCCGGCAGAACACUAAGAAAAAAAAUCAGCGCAGCGGAAUUCACGUCUAAUGCUUCAAUUCAAUUCACCAUGCUGAGCCAAGCCCAUGCCUCCAACCCAGAUGGCCGCUGGUGGGUGAAAGCGGACGCAUGCGAUAUAAAGGCAGGCCUUCGUGAGUCCCUGAAACACCAGUGGUCAGGGGACACAGAUCUAGGCGAGGGGAAGUUACAGGAAGCAGAGAAAAAGUACCAAUCUCAACAAAGCUUUGUCUCGAAUCUGGGUCUCGGUAACCGUGCAAACAAAGUGCAGUUCUCAAAAGAUCUUGUUUGCUUGUUGGCAAUAGUCAGAGAACAUAAAGAGUUCCUGCAAAGCAAUCUGAGUGAAACAGAGAGAUUGUAUAAAAAAAAGCAAACAGAGCUGAAUGCCUCAGCAGACUCGUUGUUUGCGUUAGGAUGGGAAGUGGACAGUUAUAAGAAGCUCCUGGCAGUAAAUGUCGAAGUGACAUCCACAAUGCAAAAUAUGGUGGAUGCCCUGAAAGCAGGCAACUUUCCAGGCGGGUUGCGGGAACUUAGAGAGAAGCUGAAGUGGUACUUCAAAGGAGUCCACUCCAAGAAGAGGGAGGCAGCCAGCCACCUUAUGAUCUUCAUGAUCAGUGAUGAGCAGCGUAAUAUGAAACCAUACGCUGUUCCAGUUAGAGUCCUCCCAUGUAGAGUUGUCAAGGAUGAACAGCUGCGAAACCUCAAAGAUGAGCUGAAGACAGCAAUGGAGGCCAUCGGCAUGGUUGUUGUUGGGUUUGUCACUGAUGGGGAGUGGAAUUCCCUGAGAACAAUGGGAGGCAGCAGACCAGUCUCCAUCAUUCAACUGAUGAUGGAGGCCAAAGCACAGGCAAGGUCCCUGACAGCAGCUAACAUUCGGAGGUACCUGACAUUAAGAGAGGAUGCUGCUAACCCCCUCCCAGUGGUUGGACAUGAGGCUGUUCCAUUGGAGGAUGUGAUAUGGUUGGCUACAUUCAUCAGAGACAACAACACAACCUUUGAGUCAGCUAUUCAUGUCCUGCGGAGGAAACAUUAUCCAUUCGUGAUGUACGAUCCACAUCCAUGGACUCCAGGGAGAAAGAACGAGACAACAGCAGACUGCCUUAAGUCUGUUAUGGCAACAUACCUGUUUAGAAAGAAGGUUGAUGACCUGAAGCUAACAGGUGUGGACUUCAGUCAGAACCUUUAUGUUCCUGAGCUAGGCGAGAGUAAGGAGCCUCACUUCGACAGAGAAGACCACGGACAUGUACUGAAGAGGUUGACGGCAUGUGUGAGGGCAGGAACUGUCCCAGGCAUUGACUUGUUGAGGUGGAUUGAAGCCAUGCAGAAUCCCAAUACUGGGCUGACAUACACGGCAUUAACAGGAAAGAGGAAGCAGUCGGUGGUAGACUGUGAGCGGAUGUUCUCUGCUGGUGUAGUCUCCUUCUUCAAGGACAAGGGCUACACCACUGAAGCAAGAUUUGCGGAAACAGUCCUCAACUGGCAUAAAGCUACAGAUGGCCGGGGGAUCGAUCAAGAGACCAGGAAACAGUACAACCGCGCAAUGCUUUCAUUUCUCCUGGAAGACUGGAUGCCCUAUGACUGUUUCUUCAAAGGCGAGAUCAACUAUGCCAUGCUUGAUGUUAACAGGCCAAUCAAGGGCAUCCAAGGGCUCACAAGAGAGGUUGUCGUGGCCCUCCUGUGCAAUAUUGAGAGUCAGGAGCAGCGGAGGCACAUGACCACUACACAUGGACUCCCUCCGGAACAUCCCAGAGCUGGAACAUCUGAUGACGUGGAAGCGUUCAUUGCGACACUACAUGGGAUGCUGGGUCCAAUCUUUGACCAUAAGACUUUCAGGGAAAAUUUCAGGAAAAUCUGCCAUGAAUACUGCAAGAGGCUAGACCAGGACCUGCCUUUUUGGUACCACACCGGGAUCAAUGAGAGGUUCCAGACAAAGCUGCCCUCCUUUGACCAGCCGUCAGGUGCAACUGAACGCCUGGAUCGGACAAGGGUGUCUAAGUUUGCAGAUCCUGGGAUCGACAACCCUUGCCGGGUCCAAAUGCCGCGCAAGGGAGCGAGAACAGUCAGGAACCAAUUCCAUAACCUAGAAGAGCGGCUCCCCCCUCCCCCCCAGGCCUAGACAUCAACUAUUUUACCCAUUGUGAUGCCUUAACUACU